GGUUUUUCUAUCCCUCUCGGUUUCUCUCUAUAUAUAGAGAAAGCCAGAGUGUGCUGUGGGGUAAGUCCAAUAUUACUUGUUAAAUUUCUAGCUUCCUUGAGUUGAGAGUAAACAACUUUUGAAUCAUCUUCAUCUUCAUAAUGGGGAAAGGAAGAUCACCCUGUUGUGAUAAGAGUCAAGUUAAGAGAGGACCAUGGAGCCCUGCUGAGGACUUGAGACUCAUCACUUUUAUUCAGGAACAUGGCCAUGAUAACUGGAGGGCUCUCCCUAAACAAGCUGGAUUGUUACGUUGCGGUAAAAGUUGCCGUCUGCGAUGGAUUAAUUACCUGAGGCCUGAUGUGAAAAGAGGAAAUUUCUCUGCAGAGGAAGAGGAGACAAUAAUGAAGUUACAUCAGACUCUGGGGAAUAAGUGGUCGAAAAUUGCAUCUCAUUUGCCAGGAAGAACAGAUAAUGAGAUUAAAAAUGUGUGGAACACGCAUUUGAAGAAAAAAUCGGCGUCAAAAGAUGCUAGUACGGACCGGGAAUCAAAGGAAUUAUCAUCCUUGAGUUCAUGUUCCUCCUAUUCAUUUAGCACACUUAAGUGGCCUGAAGGCAAAAGAAGUGCAGAUAGUGAUCUUGAUAAGAAUCAAUGGGAUGAAGGGCGCGAGGUGAAGAGACCUCGCAAAGCAGGCUAUAACAUGACAGCACUGGAGAAAGCACAGCAAAAUUUAGAAACAGAAGAAUUAACACAAAACAACUCCACCAAGGAGAAGCAAAAAGAAGUGUCAACUUCUUCUUGCUCUUCCCUUAACUCCAGUUUCUCAAAUUCUAGCCAAGUUGAUGCUGCAAGGCCUAAUGACAAUGACAUGACUGAUUCAUUACUGUUCGAGUUCAGUGAACCGUAUGAGUAUAAUAUAAACACAUUAGAAGAGGUGAAUAAACCAGACAUUUCAGAAAAUCUGCUUGAAAUUCCAUUGGAGUCAGAUUUAGAUUUUUGGAACAUGUUAUAUAGCUUAGAGUCAUUCCAAUCUAAUGAAGAACCUCAAUUAGGAGAUCAAGUGGAGGCAAGGCAAACCUCAAGCCCCCAGGAUGCACAUAACAUCGAUGAAGUCGAUCACAGGGAGUGGCUUCGUUACUUAGAAUCCGAGCUGGGUUUGGAAAUUACAGAGGAUCAAAACCAAGAAAAUGCAGCAAAGAAUGAAGCUGCAGUUCAGCCUCUAAUCCCGGAAACUUAUGAGAUACUGCUGAAACCAGAAGUUGACCCUGCCAUAAGUUACUUUCAACGAUGGCUUUCCUCACCACACAGUUCACUUAUCUGAAUAACUAUUAUACAGUGUUACAAGUCAGUAAAAGUUCUUAGAUUAGAUCAGCUUGUCAAAAUUGACUGCCUCCAUAUGCGCAUUAGAAAGUGCUUUUUUCUUUCUUCUUUUCUAACAUAUUAGGCCUUCAUCUUACAUGUAUUUUAAAAUACGGUGUAAUUCAUAGGCGUCAAGCAAACUGUUCAACAUUCAAACUGCUUAAAAUUCAAAGAUUUCUGAGUGGGUUGGUGAGGCUUUUUCUCUUGAUGUAUGAUACUUUUGGGUCUCUUCACCUUGAAAAUGUGAGAGUUAGGGUUGAAUAUGAAAUGGGAAUUUAUUAUAUAGAUGAAUUUUAUAAGA
Messenger RNA from Mangifera indica (mango), 1637 nucleotides. Its product is annotated as transcription factor MYB63-like. The transcript is spliced from 3 exons. The record is from RefSeq and is a predicted model, not a curated record. Lineage: Eukaryota; Viridiplantae; Streptophyta; Magnoliopsida; Sapindales; Anacardiaceae. Bases 141 to 1298 code for a protein of 385 amino acids.